Molecule: messenger RNA, 800 nt
Organism: Cygnus atratus (black swan)
Lineage: Eukaryota; Metazoa; Chordata; Aves; Anseriformes; Anatidae
Gene: CFAP126
Product: cilia and flagella associated protein 126
Exons: 5
Coding region: 24-746 (240 amino acids)
Biological process (GO): cilium organization
Cellular component (GO): ciliary basal body
Source: RefSeq, a predicted model, not a curated record
CUAGGAGACGGCGGACGCGGCGGAUGGCGGCCCGCUACGGGGCGGGGCAGUACGAGGACGCCUUCAGCGCUCCCCGCCUGCAGAACUGGGAGGUGCCGCAGCCGGGCCGGCAGCGCCCCUCGCCGCGGGACGGCUCCACGCAGAUCCUGGCCGACGACCGCGGCCACCUGCUCCCCUCCGUGCCCCGCUCCCAGGCCUCCCCCUGGGGCACGUUUCUGGGGACGUGGGACAUGCCGCCGAGGAUCCCCCCCGCCAAGCUGAACCUCACGGCACGCUCGGCCGCCGCCGCCGCCCGCCUCACCGGCUGGCUCCGCGCCUCCGCCGCCCUCACCGGCGCCUGCAACGGCCUCCGGGCCGAGGUCACCGGCAAGCCCCAAGAGCCUUGGCCAGACGCGGGCACCUCCGAGGAGCCUUCGAGGACCGGCCGGGGGCCUGGCGAGGAUCCCCAGGGUGCUCAGCCCUCUCCCAAAUCGCCGCUGGAGGAGCAGCCCGGCAGCGACUGCCGUAAGCCCGGCCUCGUGGACGUCCGCGCGGAGCGGGACGCGUCGCCGGAGCCACCGGCUUCGUGCCAGCCUCGCGGCGAGGACGAGCAGGGGGCAGGGAGCCCAGCCGGGGUCCUGAGCUCCCCGCAGCCCGGCCUGGGGGGUCUCGGGGGUGUCACCGCACCCCAAAUCCCGGCCUCAGCCACUGUGAGGGAGGCUGGGCCGCAGGGAAAGGGAGCGGCAUGGCCGCACCGGGGGCUUUGAGCCGUCUGGGCUCUCCUCGGCCCCUCUCCUGCAGCUCCCGCGAGCCCGUUCCCA